AUGUGUGGCAAGAAGUCGGACAGCGGUGGCGAUGAAGAGAGAGCUUAUAUACUCUUCCAUCGGUUUUUCACAAGCAUUAAAACAGUGAAGAAAUCGGAAGAUUACAAGAAAGACGAGAAGUAUUACUCAAAUAUGAUUGGUAUGAAUAAAGUGAAGGAAGUGGUCGAACGCAUGGAAGCGUUGGCCACGAGUCUUAUGAAACGCUAUGAUUUGCUCAAAGAGAUCAAUGAGUUGACGGAAAGGGAACUCAACGGAACCGUUAACAGUGUGUCCAUUAAUAAUAGCAAUAGUAAUGAUUUGAACGAAACAAAGAAACCCAAAUCGAUUGAAACCGUCGAUGAAAGCGGUUAUCCGCUCAUCGAUUGUCAGACAUUAGUCGAGAGUUUAGAAAACACGACAGAAAUGAAUAAAAUCCUAAUAUUGGACACAAGGACUCCUGAAGAAUACAGUGUUUCACAUAUCGAUAAACUUCGGACGACUGCAGACCUAAACGUUGUUAAUAUUCCUCAAAAUUUAUUAAUACCCGGAUUGACGACCUCUAAACUGGAUUCCGAUCUGCCGUUGGGUAACACUUUGGAUGUGUUUAGGAGACGGAGAAGUAUGUCUAAAGUGAUUAUCGCUGACCUCCACUCCCACGAAGUCAUUGCCAACACUCCUGCCUUUCAUUUGGCGGAAGCGCUUUGGAAGUGGGACUACUCGUCGAUAAAACUGAAGAAUAAGCCAUUCCUCUUAAAGGGAGGAUAUGCUGAUUGGGUUCUCACAUAUCCUAUGUUUACAUCGAAUCCUAAAUAUAUAUCAAAGAGUUUGCCAUUAAAUGCGAACAAAAGCCUAAAUUUGGGUUUCAAUUAUGAUUUGAGUGAAUUUGAAGACAAACCCAAAACACCCAACAAUUUAAUGGUCAAUGGGUUUACGAACGGAGAUAUAGAAGAGGCCACACAAUCACAGAAGGGAUCAGAUGCGGAACAACAAGCGAAUCGUGUAAAUCAUAUAUUCAAUACGAGGCCAACCAAUGUGGCCAUUCCGGGCACAGCGAAGCCACUAAUACCCGAUCGAUCGACAAAACCUAUAGUACAGCCGGAGAUGAGCUCUUCUAAUGAGCCGAAGAUAGAAGACAAGGAAGACGUGGAGAAAAUCAAACUCAGAAAAGUAAAUGAAAUCAAUGAACAAAUGAUGGAAAAUAUGAGAGAAGACUUCGAGGGAAAGGUGCAGUUACUAAACAAUCAGUUGAAUAUUAAAAAUAAAGAGAAUAAGAAUUUGAUGGAAGCGGUCCGCAAAGCAAAGCCGCCGUCUCUGGUGUCCAAUGAUUUGAACGAUACAAACGAUGAAAAGCCAGUGAUUGCUAUCAAUGGAGAGACUAAUGGUUUAAAUAAACGAAAUGCCAUUUAUAUGAAGGUUGACGACAGCGGCGACAAGAAUACAAGUGAGACCGACUUACCCAAUGGUGUGAUGAAUGGCCACCGCAUGUCUAACUCCAUCACAUCCACACAUAAAGGCGCGAAUAAGUCAUCGAACAGUCUGUCGGUGUCGUCGAACCUCUCGCGCUCGAUAUCGUCGCCAAACAUCGCUCAGCUGUUGGAGAAGGAGAUGAAUGGCAAACAUAUGGAUAACAUCGAUACGAACGAAGCGAAGGAGCGUUCGAUGACAACGCCAUCGCAGCCACAGUUCGAUCGAACGCUUAAACCGGCCAUAAAUCGGGAAAAAUUGUAUUUUAACGACUCGACUGUAAUCGAGGAUAAAGUGCGCGACUUUUGUCCGGUGCGAAGCGGCGGCACAUCAAUCACUGGACUCAAGAAUUUGGGAAAUACCUGUUACUCCAAUGCCGUCGUUCAGUGUUUGUUGAAUACAACAGAGUUUUCGUCGUUUUUUAGCAGAAACUUGAAAAUUAACAAAAACUCAAAGUACGGCUCAAAUGGUGAACUGGUUAUGGAAUUGGCGGCACUUUUCCGUCAUAUGGCUUAUCCAUCGUUUUAUACAAUGCUUUCGGCCAAAGACUUCAGGCAAGCGGUGAGCAAACAUAUAAAGGACUUCGUGCCCGGAGCUCAACAGGACUCACACGAGUUCUUAGUGAAACUCUUUGAGAAACUGCACGACGACUUGAAUGAUAUGUCUAAAGUGAUUAUCGCUGACCUCCACUCCCACGAAGUCAUUGCCAACACUCCUGCCUUUCAUUUGGCGGAAGCGCUUUGGAAGUGGGACUACUCGUCGAUAAAACUGAAGAAUAAGCCAUUCCUCUUAAAGGGAGGAUAUGCUGAUUGGGUUCUCACAUAUCCUAUGUUUACAUCGAAUCCUAAAUAUAUAUCAAAGAGUUUGCCAUUAAAUGCGAACAAAAGCCUAAAUUUGGGUUUCAAUUAUGAUUUGAGUGAAUUUGAAGACAAACCCAAAACACCCAACAAUUUAAUGGUCAAUGGGUUUACGAACGGAGAUAUAGAAGAGGCCACACAAUCACAGAAGGGAUCAGAUGCGGAACAACAAGCGAAUCGUGUAAAUCAUAUAUUCAAUACGAGGCCAACCAAUGUGGCCAUUCCGGGCACAGCGAAGCCACUAAUACCCGAUCGAUCGACAAAACCUAUAGUACAGCCGGAGAUUAGCUCUUCUAAUGAGCCGAAGAUAGAAGACAAGGAAGACGUGGAGAAAAUCAAACUCAGAAAAGUAAAUGAAAUCAAUGAACAAAUGAUGGAAAGUAUGAGAGAAGACUUCGAUGGAAAGGUUCAGUUACUAAACAAUGAAUUGAAUAAUAAAAAUAAAGAGAAUAAGAAUUUGAUGGAAGCGAUCCGCAAAGCAAAGCCGCCGUCUCUGGUGUCCAAUGAUUUGAAAGAUACAAACGAUGAAAAGCCAGUGAUUGCUAUCAAUGGAGAGACUAAUGGUUUAAAUAAACGAAAUGCCAUUUAUAUGAAGGUCGACGACAGCGGUGACAACAACACAACUGAGACCGACUUAACCAAUGGUGUGAUGAAUGGCCACCGGAUGUCGAACUCAAUCACAUCCACACAUAAAGGCGUGAAUAAGUCAUCGAACAGUCUGUCGGUGUCGUCGAACCUCUCGCGCUCGAUAUCGUCGCCAAACAUCGCUCAG
Messenger RNA from Medioppia subpectinata, 3072 nucleotides. Lineage: Eukaryota; Metazoa; Arthropoda; Arachnida; Sarcoptiformes; Oppiidae. The record is from the annotation of a GenBank genome assembly.